Molecule: messenger RNA, 1000 nt
Organism: Schistocerca cancellata (South American locust)
Lineage: Eukaryota; Metazoa; Arthropoda; Insecta; Orthoptera; Acrididae
Gene: Cdk5
Product: cyclin-dependent-like kinase 5
Exons: 7
Coding region: 48-947 (299 amino acids)
Biological process (GO): axonogenesis; protein phosphorylation; synaptic vesicle transport
Cellular component (GO): cytoplasm; nucleus
Molecular function (GO): ATP binding; cyclin-dependent protein serine/threonine kinase activity
Source: RefSeq, a predicted model, not a curated record
AGAAGGUUGGUAGCACUGUGAGGUGUUGAUAGCUGUCAGUGUUGAAUAUGCAAAAAUAUGAGAAAUUAGAGAAAAUUGGCGAAGGUACUUACGGAACUGUAUUUAAAGCAAAAAAUCGCGAAACGCAUGAAAUUGUCGCUUUAAAGAGAGUGCGUUUAGACGAUGAUGAUGAGGGUGUACCGUCAUCGGCGUUACGUGAGAUAUGCCUCUUAAAAGAACUAAAACACAAGAAUAUUGUACGGUUGUAUGAUGUGCUCCACAGCGAUAAAAAACUAACGUUGGUGUUUGAACAUUGUGAUCAAGAUUUAAAGAAAUAUUUUGAUAGCUUAAAUGGGGAAAUAGAUCCAGAUGUAGUGAAAUCUUUCAUGUAUCAACUGCUGCGAGGCCUCGCCUUUUGUCACAGCCAUAACGUUCUCCACAGAGAUCUCAAGCCACAAAAUUUACUUAUUAACAAGAAUGGUGAAUUAAAGUUGGCAGAUUUUGGUCUUGCUCGAGCUUUUGGUAUCCCUGUCAAAUGCUACUCAGCAGAGGUUGUGACAUUGUGGUAUAGACCUCCUGAUGUCCUGUUUGGUGCCAAACUUUACACUACAUCUAUUGACAUGUGGUCUGCAGGCUGCAUCUUUGCUGAGUUGGCGAAUGCAGGGAGACCACUCUUUCCUGGUUCAGAUGUCGAAGAUCAGUUGAAACGAAUCUUUAAGUUGUUAGGUACUCCAACUGAAGAGACAUGGAGUGGUCUGACACAACUACCAGAUUAUAAACCAUUUCCAAUUUAUCAUCCAAGCAUGGCAUUUAGUCAAGUAGUGCCGAAGCUAAACGCCAAAGGUCGGGACCUUUUACAGCGUCUUCUGGUGUGCAAUCCAGCACUGCGGAUGGCAGCUGAUGAUGCAAUGGCGCAUCUUUACUUCAGUGAUCUCAGUCCUGCCAUUAAAAAUGACCGCUGCCAGUGACUGGUGCCAUGUCCUGUGAGUGAUGUUUCUUCAAACCCCACUGUGUACUCACU